GUCAGCGUGGUUUGGCUUCCCCAGACAGAUCCUCUGCCUGCACACGCUGCUCAGCUGAAUGCAGUCUGUGCAAAUACCAGUACUGAAGCACAAGGUUUCCACGCCUGCAGAGGGAGAAUGACUGAACCAUUUCUCAGAGCACAAAGCAGCACCAGAACCCCCAGCACACCAGAGGAGAAGGAUCCCAACAGGUUCUGACCCCCAGCUCCCAGAAGAGGAUGUGCAGAUAUCGCUGCUGGAGUCCAAUACUUCCACACCCGCUAUGGGAGAAGGAGACCAACAGGAAACAUUUUCAGAGCACAAAGCAGUAACAGAGCCCCUUGGGCAGAGUGGAGAAGGAGACCAAUGGGGUUCCUGGUGCCAUGUGACAGGAAGGAGGAGAUCCCGUGUGCAGCUCAUUGCUGCGUGUGCAGCACUGGGAGCCCUCAUCCUCGUGCUGCUGGUGAUAUCGACCGCAUGUCGGCAGGUCCCUGUGCCACCUUUCCCAGACUUUGCCCAUGUGUGCCCCAACGCCUGGGUCGGAUUCCAGGGGAAAUGCUAUUAUUUUUCCAAGGAGGAGAAUGAUUGGAACAGCAGCAGGGAGCACUGCAAUGCCCACGGAGCUUCCCUGGCCACCAUAGGCAGUGCGGAGGAGAUGGAUUUCAUGAUGCGCUUCCAGGGCCCGGCAAACUGUUGGAUCGGGCUGCACAGGGAAGAAGAGGAUGCCCAGUGGACGUGGAGCGAUGGCACAGCCUUCACCAACUGGUUUGAGCUGCGAGGUGGAGGCCGAUGUGCGUACCUGAACAGGGACAGGAUCAGCUCAUCCCUGUGCCACCUACACAAGCACUGGGUCUGCAGCAGAGCUGACCACUAUGUCCUCUGGAAGCAAAAUGCACACCCACAAUGAGAGACCCCACCACCGUGUCAGGACCCGGUCAGCCGUGUGGACAGGUAGGUUGUGUUUUUACAGCGGAAAUUUCCAGUAUCUCUGUAUGUAGUGUAGGUGAAGUUGCUUUUCACAGAAAAAGCUGCUGAACAGAGUAAAGUUGAGACUGGGGCAUUCCCUCCUGGGUAGAAUUGGCACAGGCACCAGGUAAGGAAAUUCUAUAGGGUAGGGGAGAGCCUAGCACAGGACAGAAGGAGUGUGCAGACUGUUGGAAAUGUUGUCCUCCUAUCUCCUUAAAAAGUACAGAACAUACACAAAGACAAUGGGUUGCUAACAGACGUUGUAUGGAAACAUAAUGCAGCAACAGCUUCGGAUCACUGUGAGCCUGAGAUGCUCAACCAAUGAGUGCCAGGAGAGGCUUUGCCUGUGUUGGACCCAGGGGAGAAAACGGAGUGGAUUUCACUGAUCAGGAGCGCAAUUUCUCCCUUGGCAGUAGGGGGCGUGCGCCCGUUGUUGCAAUCAUGGACAAACUGCUCUUCACAGAGAUCUCGGCCUGAAUCGAAAUUGUAGACCUGGAGCGUGUUUCUCACAAAGCUGCAAACAUCAGCCCGAGCUCCAAGGUGGGCGAGGAGGGCCCAGGGAGCAAAGGGCUUCACCGUGGUGCUGGGCAUAAAAGACCUAACGCUGCUUUCUGUGUGUGCUGCUGCUUGCGGGACAGCCGGCAUUGAAACCGUGAAUAAAUGUAGCAUGUAGCAUGACCACAGAAAUGCUCUGUAGGUGUGGUUUGGCUUCCCCAGACAGAUCCUCUGCCUGCACACGCUGCUCAGCUGAAUGGUACCAACACCGCCUUUGGCUUCUCACGUCUUCACAUUUCACACUGCACUGAGCUCCUUCCUGCUUCUCUUGCUCCUCUCUCUUUCCUUCCUUCCACUUUCCUCUCCCCGUUCUCUCUCCUUUUUCUCCCACCUUUCUAAUCCUCCCGAGCCCCUCCUUCAGUCCUUUCUUCUAUCCCCCCCAUCCUAACUGUCCACCCCACAGCAGUCUGUGCAAACACCAAUACUGAAGCACAAGGUUUCCACGCCUGCAGAGGGAGAACGACUGAACCAUUUCUCAGAGCACAAAGCAGCACCAGAACCCCCAGCACACCAGAGGAGAAGGAUCCCAACAAGUGUGUUGGCGGGCCCCCAUCCCACCUUUCCCAGCCUUUGCCCACGUGUGCCCCAACGCCUGGGUCGGAUUCCAGGGGAAAUGCUAUUAUUUAUCGAAGGAGGAGAAUGAUUGGAACAGCAGCAGGGAGCACUGCAAUGCCCACGGAGCUUCCCUGGCCACCAUAGGCAGUGCGGAGGAGAUGGUGAGAUGGGGACAUGAGCCCAAAGCUCUGGGGAAGGCACCAGGCUGGGGAGGGACAGCAGCACGUUACUGCCCCACCCCCUCCCGCAUCCACCUGGGGGACAUCCCGAGAUGUGCACCUCCGGGGGCAGCUCUUGUGCCAUGGAAGCACAAACAAGCUUCUUCCAUGCAGCAGAAUGCAGCGCCUUGCAGCCUGCUGGAGCCUGAGAUGUGGGUGGGACAGAUGCUAAAACCUCCUAACAUUCAACACUCUCUUCCUUUAAAGGAUUUCAUGAUGCGCUUCCAGGGCCUGGCAAACUGCAGGAUUGGGCUUCACAGGGAAGAAGAGGACGCCCAGUGGAUGUGGAGCGAUGUCACAGCCUUCACCAACUGGUCAGUCUGUCUGUCCAGCUGCCACGACUUCCCACGGGCUCUCUUUGAGAUGGGGAUCUUCUCCUGGUGCCACAGCCGUGGUUUCGCAUAGGCUGCUUGGCUCAGGCUUGGUGCUCCACCAUGAGCCCUUUCCUGCCCUCCUUCCCCAGAAGAGGCAGCCCCAGCUUUUCUCAGCAGAUUGGGGCACCUUUCCCAUUCUCCUCCCUCUUGGGCACAGGUUUGAGCUGCGAGGUGGAGGCCGAUGUGCGUACCUGAACGGGGACAGGAUCAGCUCAUCCCUGUGCCACCUACACAAGCACUGGGUCUGCAGCAGAGCUGACCACUACGUCCUCUGGAAGCAAAAGGUGCACCCACAAUGAGAGAUCCCAUCACCACCAACCUUGUGCCAGUGCUGCUGUUGUAUUACAGUGUAUUAUCUUGCAGCCCGAUGUCCUUUCUAGUCAAUUACUUUGUUUCUGUUCA
This is a messenger RNA of Gallus gallus (chicken), 3049 nucleotides long. RefSeq names its product C-type lectin domain family 2 member B-like (gene YLEC51). Bases 263 to 886 code for a protein of 207 amino acids. The transcript is spliced from 8 exons. Lineage: Eukaryota; Metazoa; Chordata; Aves; Galliformes; Phasianidae. The record is from RefSeq and is a predicted model, not a curated record.